CUGUGGCGCGUACGGACCGCGCGUCCGAUUCGGUUAUCGCGUGCUCGACCACAUUCUGCAAAACUGCAGGACUGCAGCUUUGCUUUGCGCAUCAUCCCAGACAGGUCGCCCCCUUGUGUCACUUUGGUGGCGGAAGGUAAACGGGUUCGAAGGGAGCGGUAGGAAACGGCGGUUGGGACGGCGACCGGGACACCCUGAAUACCCUCGGGCGGGUGACGAAGAAGUAAGGCCGCAUAAGGUGAAACAAGGUGUAUAUAUAAGAGUGUGUGUGUGUGUGUGGGUACGUUUGUUUGUGCGUGUAUGUGCGUUGGUGAUGUUGGAGAGGGGAAACAUGGUCAGUGUCUGGAAAUGUGUGGUUUGCAGCGUGUCAUUGGAUAAGUGUGUGCUGCUUUUUGUGGCCAACAGGAGCACUUGCCAGCUGCAGUAGAUACUGUACGUGGGACAUUGCAUGUGGCCUAAGGUGCCCUGUUCAACUAAUGAGAAGCACCUAUACCUGUACCUGUGUAUGUGCGAUUGUGCGUGGUUUUGUGCAGUGAGUGAAAAACUCAUCGGUAUGUGAUGUACACAGUGCGGCGUCGAGUGCUAGCGAUGAUCAUUCUGCUAAAGUGCAAUGUGAUGGCCAUCGAUAAUAAGCCAAUUGUGGAAUGUCUUUGCGAAUGUGCUGGUGUGUUGCCAGUGGAAAGCAUUUGAAUGUAUGAAUGUAGGUGUUUGGGAGUACUGGAACAUGCCAAUUUAAAGUAGGUAGCUGUUUGGCACAUCGUACAGCACGCUCCACAGCUUCGAAAGAGCUGCACAUUGUGAAACGUGUGAAUUGGAUAUCUUGAUAACUGCUGGAAUUGGACAAAAUUGCUAUAGUUGUAACAUCUUUUCGAAGAAGCAAUUCAGUAGAAGGAUGAUGCAAUCUUACAGUGUACAGACCGUAGAAUAGCUUCCAACCGUCAUCAUUCUAAAUCCGUUGAUUUCCAUCUAAAGCUAGUCGAUGCUAUAAUGUAAUGCAGCGCUACCCAACUUUAUCGAUUUGCUUAAAGGUUUCAAACGUGACAAAGAUAAACGAAAUGAAUAAAACAACUGCGCUGAGCAUAAUGAAGCACUGAAACUAUUCGGUCAUUAAGAGCUUCCGAUGUGGCGCAAGGAACUGUGGACAAAAUACAAAAGAAAAUUCACUCAGCCCAGCAGAUAACCAUUCUUAAGCCUCGUAAAAGUAUUGCACGCCACUCGGUACAGCGGUCGGUACAUCGGUAACAAAUCUGGCAAGGUCAAUCGUCCGUUUGUGACCUUCAUCCGCCCUCGGCGAGGUAGCGGGCGGACGGCCCCUGUCCUGCAACGAUGAAGGUGGACAAGGGCGUGUGUACCAACGGCACACUGGAGGAUCUGAACAGGGCCAUUCAGUUCGAGGCCGUCUUUUCGACACUGGUCGAGAACAAGAUACUGGCCAUCAAGCGAGAGUGCGAGCUAAAGAAACGCCACAAAAAGUCGCGCCUCCUGCGGCGUAUCCUUUUCGGGCGGAAGAUAUCAACGAGUGGAGCGGGCGGAAGCGGCUGUUGCCAUCGGGAGGUUUCCGCUAGCAAUAGCAAUAGUAGCGAUGGUGCAAACGCGGCCAUCGAACCGUUAUGUCCAGGUCAUAAUGGAACGGCAGGAAGCGUGGACCGUCAGCAGCGGGAAGGUCUCGAUGCCGGUUGCUACACCUAUGGGAGUGCGGUGCCGGAAGCGAGCCUUGGGGUGGAAAACUCCACCAUUAGCGACGGAGUUGAUGAGGUUAUCGUCGAGAUCGGCGACCUUUCGUCGCUGGUCGAUGCCGAUGGGAAUGUGGUUGUGGCAACAACGAGUGUGGAACCGGCCAUGCUUGUCGAGGAGGGUAGUUCGCCGCAGGUGAGUGCGCCAAAUCGAGCUUCUGGUGCGUCCCGGAUAUCCGCCGCCGAGUCGAGCUCAACGAAAAGUCCCGAAUCGCUUGAAAAUCGUAAAGGCAGUGGUCGUACGUCGACUAACGCACCACGGAAGUCCUCUCUGCUGGAACCGGUUUCCAUCGAGAUCGAGCCCGAAUCGGACCCACUCAGCGCUCAUUACGAUUUGGAAGAUAGUGCUACGAAUGUGUCGAUCGAGCUGGAUGGUGUUAGCGAUGUGUCGGAUAUGCGGCGCAGCAUUGCCUCGGAACCUAUAUCCAUAAUCAAGAACUCGACUCGAUCGCGGUACGGAUUGGGAUCGUAUCUGUCCGCCGGCAAUGCCGUUGCCAACCGACUGCGCGUACUCGAAGCGAAAUCGAUCAGCGCCCAGAACAGCCCCAUACUGCCACGCCAGAAGCCAGCGGCCGAAGGACGCCACCUGACAUUCAGUACGGCCACCUACCAGCAGCCAAAGUCGUCGACCAAAGCGAGCGCCAUCGACUGUGAUACCUCGUUCGUGGUGGAUCUCAGCCAGUCGGAUCGGGAUCAGGAACAGCAACAGCAGCAACAGCAGCAGCAGCAUCAGCACAACAACUCCACUGUGAUAGGGAAGGACAAGCCGACCAGCCAGGUGGCUAGCGGCAGCAAAAAGUCAGCACUAUUUCUAGGCGAUAAUAGCAGUAGUAGUAGCGCUAGUAAGAGAAACAAAUUAACGCAACCCCAUAACAGUAACCAUUCUGCUGGUGCAGUGUCCAUCGGUCGGGCCGCCCAUUCGGCACAGCAACAGCAGCAGCAGCCGCAGCAGCAAGAGGCGCCGUCUUCGCCUCCACUCGGACUCAUCGAAAGCUUUAACCAGCUGACGGCAUCCAAUCUACCUGUGAUAGCAUCUACCGCACGACAUUCACCGCCGGUUAGUGAUCUGGUGAAGCUGCAACAGCACCACCUUACCAAUACUCGCCAGCAGCACCAUCGGCCCUCAUCACCGUCGAUCCUGCUCGACUCCCUCUGCCGGGGUGAAGCGCAUCCGCCAGCCGAUGGUCACUCACCCAUCCCUUCCAGACGGGCUAGCAAAGGAUCGGCUGUAGCUCCCAUAGCUGGCGAAGGCGUCUCGGAUGCAGUUUCGGGCACGUCCGCAGGUGCAAUGCAACCCUUAACUGCAAGCUUAACUCAACCGAACCAGCAACAAACCCAGCGCAAGCAGCGUAGCUUUCUCAAACAAUCCAGCUGCGACGUUGAGCUGCACUAUCGGCCAAACGUUACUGGCACCAGGCGAUCGAGCGCCAAGGAGCAUCACAGCCAUCGCAAGAGCAGCGCGUACGGUCACGGCGACGACUACUCUUCCUACAUCAUGGGCUACGACAUCAACGAGAGUGACGAGGAGAAGCUCAACAAACGGAAGUACAUUCUAGAAUAUCUGAAGCGAUGCUCGGACCCGGUCAUAGUGUUCCCGUCAACGAGCAGCGGAGCCGGAGCGGUCGGGAGCGGUGCCAUCGGUGGCAGUGGCCUCCAACAUUGCAUCCUAAGCCGUCCUCCGAAUCAACCACUUCAAUUCCCCUACGACGAAGACUUCAUGUACGAUGUUUCACUGCAAAUUGAAUCCGAACGUCACGGGGAGCUGGAUUCAAUAGUGCCUGAGCAUAGGAGGAAGCAUAAACACAGCAGACAUCAUCAUCAUCACCAUCGACACUGUAAGAAGAAAAGACACAAGAAGCGCAAAAUUCUGGUGCACGACCUCGACGACCAAAGCGUUAAGGUGAUAGAUCCGGACGAUCUGCCGCAACGUGCCAGAUGGACAAUCAUUGCGACCGCAUGCCUAUUACUGAUUAUGUGCCUACUAUUAGUUGGAAUCACACUGCGGAUGGCUCCCAUCAUUGACGACAUGGGUAAGCAUAAAAAGGACUGGACGAUUGAAAAGAACAGACACUGGCAAGGAUAAGUAGAAAAAAUAUCAAAUGGAUUUACUAAAUGUUAUUCAAUUAUUUUGUGAAAUAAUUAUUUGUUUUUAUAUGUUAUUUGUGAAUAUAGACAAGUAAUUAUAGUUUUUCAUAAAGAGGACAAAAAUUUAACAUAAA
Molecule: messenger RNA, 3952 nt
Organism: Anopheles arabiensis
Lineage: Eukaryota; Metazoa; Arthropoda; Insecta; Diptera; Culicidae
Exons: 8
Coding region: 1327-3816 (829 amino acids)
Source: RefSeq, a predicted model, not a curated record